GAUGUGUUGUUUCAGUUAUUUUGUUAGAUUUGUAGAAUCUGUUUUUAGGUUUGGUCUGUAAUUAAACUUUUUUAUUAAAAAAAUUUAAAAAGUUCAGAUUGUAUUAUUUCUUCACAAAGCUCUCUUAGUGCAUUUGUUUAAAUCUAGGGCAUUUUAUUUAAAAUAUUGAACCAUGGGGUCCAGCUUUGCUUAUGUUCUGAAUUUAAACUUUUUUUGUGAGAAGAAGAACAUGGAAGAUUUUCUCUAAUCCACAGAGAUUUGCAAUUGCGCAUAUACCCCACUAAACAAUGGGGAAAAUGGUGCAUGAAUCUAUGCAAUUUGUCUUAAGCCAUCAUCACACUUCUGGCAUAAUCCUGCUUGAAUAUUUGAAUUGCUUUAUUAUUGAUUCUCAUUUAAAUUGGUUUGUGUAAUCCAAAAAGUUUUAGAGUUUUCACUUUUACUUUGUAUACAUUUCAACAUUCAAGCUGUUUGAAAAGUAGAAUAUUAUAAAGUCAUUCCUUCAUUUUUAGCAGUCUGUCAACUUUGUGUACCAGUACCACUAGUGGCACAGAUCAUCUGCUGUAUAUGAUGCUGCCACCACAAUGUUUUUCUUGCAUUUUAAAGCCCCAUUUUGACAGUUUUUGGUAGGUUGCAGACCUUCGUGGUUCCCGUUUAGUUCCUUAAAAUUGUAUGUUGACACAGUUUGGGUCUCUAAAAGUCAGAUGAACACAAACAUUAAACUGGUUUUGAGAUGGAUAAAAGUGGUGAACCUGGAGUUUCUGGGCUGAGCCGCUCAAAGCUCUGUUAAAAUGUUGUGGCUUUCAGUCCUGUGACUGCAAGAAAACUGCUGACAAUGAGGUUUUUGCAGAUUAACAGUAAAUUCAGCUAUACUGUACAGUCCACAGUAUUCUUGUAUUUCCUCUUUUAAUAUCUACUGUUAGAUCUUUGUGAUAAACCUUUUUCUGCACUAACAGAAAUUAUUUUAAAGUCAAAGAUUUAGCCAAAUGAAUGGCAGAUUUCUGCUUUAACAGGAUUCAUUCACCAUUAUUCAGCACUUAUGAUUGUGUUAUUUCCUAAAGUCAGAGCUCACACUAAGUCUGAUGGAUUGUCCUGAUCUCUGAAUCACUGUGGGGGAAAUUAUUUAGAUUUAGACGGAUAAGCUGCUUCAACAACAAACCAACAGAAUCAAAUAUUAAUGUGCUGCCUUCAUUGGAAAAUUCUUAAACUUGAGUUAGAUGUCGUUUUACUAGUUUUACGUCUUGAUUUGGAAUAAAAAAAAAAGAUACUGUGAUUUUGAACCCAGUUGAAGUUUCAGUGUUGGUGAUACUACCCACUGAAUCCUUUGUUUAGAUUGUAACUAAGCAGCAACAUUUUACUUCCUCGUUUGUGUCGACGUGAAACGUUGUUCCAGUUUUUCCAAAACCAAAACGCUGUUGUAAUGCAUUUCAUUACAAAUAUCAAGACGCAGUACUUUAUCUUGACUAAUGAAUGUAUUUUCCAUGUGGUCAAUUGCAUGUUAUUUAAUACGGAAGGAGUACAAUUGCCAAAAUAGCACUACUGCAAAUGGUGAAAUCACGGCGAGAAUUCACACCAAACGAAUCAGUAGAUUUUGGAAGUCCUCAUGGAAUUUUUUUUCUUUUGUGUGUCUAAAGUCUGAAAUUAAUUUUGAAUAUCUCUAAUCUGUUGGCAGUGCAUUGUUUUAAUAUAUGGGCAAUGCUUACAGAUUUCUAGUGGUAAACGUUUUUUUAUCUUCAAACUCAAUGCACAUGAGAAAAAAGUAUAUAUUAAGUUUUCUAAAAUGUAGCACAAUAUGUGGUGGGCACAUUGAACGAAUAUAUGAUCAACUAAAUCUAGACGUAGACGAUACAACCCAGGAAAGUUUGGAGUUCCAGUAGAAACCCACUAAGCACGAAUGACUGUACAAACUCUGGAUUUUUCUGCAUUAGGAAAAUUAGCAGGUGAUGGCUGAGGGUAUCUGGUUUGGAUAUAAAAGGACUUUGUUCCUGUAAUUAUGGUUUAUGACUUUCCACUCACUUACCAAAAGCAAAUAAAAAAAAUUAUCAUCAUGCAGAAAGAUGCAGAAAAAAGGAAGUCUGGGAAGAUCUUGAUUCAAAAAAAACCAAAGCCAGAAUGAUGUUGCAUGCAUGUUUUUUUGCAAUUAAAUUUUCUGCAAAUAAAAAAACUGUUUUGAUUUGGUUCACUUUGUUCACUUCAACCUGCACACAUGCAGAAGUUAUCUAUAAUGUCAUGCAAAAGCAUGUAUUUCACAAUAAAACCACAAACCCUAAGUGUACAAAGUAGCAGAUAAUUGUCAAUCAAGAGUUCAUGGUGAUUGAAAGUAUACAUAGUCUUCAAAAUUAUUUAGCUUUAACUUUAGAGUUAUUUUACAGUGUUGCAGUCCUUUGUGUUGCUUUAUCAUAUAAAAUCCCAAUAGGAUGGAUUGAAGUUUUCAGUUAUAACCUCGCAAAGUAUAAAAAAAUCCAAAGAGUGGGAGUACUUUUGUCAUGUAUUUUAUCAUCACUGGGUAAUUUGACAGAACAUUGGCAGAUCUCAUGAUGAAUCUCAGAAAUGAUGACUGUGGGCUACAAACUGUUGAAUUUUGAAAUAAUUGAAGACAAGAAAAAUGUUGUCUUUUUUUCUGAAAUUUCACUAUUCUUUUUGAAAAAAAAAAUGUUUUCCCUGAAUGGUCUUUGCAUGAUUUUUUAUUACAUUACAAAGGUAUUCUGACUCCUUACUCAUUAAAAAAGUCAUGUCCAAUUUCCCACUUUGGGAAAACAAACAAAUCAACAUUUCAAAAUUGCCACCAAUGAUUUCCUGUCAAAACUCCAAAGAACUUUUGAAAUCCUGUCUGAUGUGCUGGAACAAAACGGCCAGUUUCUCAGCCUGAGUGUGUCACAGUCUGCCAAUGUUUUAAUUACGCUUCCUCCUUAGUUCCAGUAUUUUUAUUUCUACCAGUUAGUUGGGCAACUGUAUGACUAUGACUCCGGCAGCUACAUCUGUUGCAUAAUUUGUUUGCAUGCAAAAACAAAGAACAUGUGAGGUGUACUUUCCAUAACCACACCCUCUUAAACAAACUCUGAUAAGGUAGACGUGCAGUAUGCUGCCUGGUUAGUCUUCACACUUACAAGCUGCUGUGUUCAGCCUCAUGGAACAAACAGUGAACAUAGUUUCAAGGCAACAGUGGGGAGCAGUGGCCCCGAAGCAAAAGGACAGUCUGGAAGGUCCAGCCCAGAGAGUUGUGAUACACCACACUGCCCUCCAGAGCUGCAAAGGCCUGGCAGAGUGUACAGAUGGGGUUCUGAGCAUCCAGAAGCUUCAUAUGGACGAAAGACACUUUGAUGACAUUGGGUACAACUUUCUUGUUGGAGGAGACGGGAGUCUGUUUGAGGGCCGAGGUUGGGGUGUGAUGGGAGCGCAUACCAAAGGUCACAACGGUGACUCCCUGGGCAUCGCUUUCAUGGGCAAUUUCAACAACGACACACCAAGCAAAGAGGCAAUAUUGUCAGUCAAACAGCUGCUGAUGUCUGGAGUUCUACAAGGCUUCAUCCAACCAGAGUUUGCCCUGUACGGCCACAAGGAUUUAGGAGCUACGCAAUGCCCUGGAGAAAAUCUUUAUGCUGCACUAUCUCAACUGAGAAGCUCAACCUAAAAAAACUCUUGAGGGAAAGAGAGGAAAGGGAAAACUAAGCUAUGAAUUUCUUUUGACACUUAACC
Messenger RNA from Poecilia reticulata (guppy), 3693 nucleotides. RefSeq names its product peptidoglycan recognition protein 5 (gene pglyrp5). Gene Ontology annotation, molecular function: N-acetylmuramoyl-L-alanine amidase activity; zinc ion binding; peptidoglycan binding. Gene Ontology annotation, biological process: innate immune response; peptidoglycan catabolic process. The record is from RefSeq and is a predicted model, not a curated record. NCBI's taxonomy places the organism in Eukaryota, Metazoa, Chordata, Actinopteri, Cyprinodontiformes, Poeciliidae.